This is a messenger RNA of Tarenaya hassleriana, 1152 nucleotides long. Its product is annotated as cytokinin riboside 5'-monophosphate phosphoribohydrolase LOG8-like. NCBI's taxonomy places the organism in Eukaryota, Viridiplantae, Streptophyta, Magnoliopsida, Brassicales, Cleomaceae. Gene Ontology annotation, molecular function: hydrolase activity, hydrolyzing N-glycosyl compounds. The record is from RefSeq and is a predicted model, not a curated record. Gene Ontology annotation, cellular component: cytosol; nucleus. The transcript is spliced from 8 exons. Gene Ontology annotation, biological process: cytokinin biosynthetic process. The coding region runs from base 210 to 872 and encodes 220 amino acids.
UUCACAGAAGCCUUGUAAUACAGUUUCUAUUCUUCCAAGUUGCAGCCCAGAUUGGAUUUUUCCUCUUUUACACUGAAUUUUUUCCUCUCCCUUUUUGGCAUUUCAAAUUAUUUUGGGCCAUUUAUUUCCAUAUAUUUUGGGGGAGUUUGUUUCGGUAUAUUAUAUAAUCGUCAUCAAAGGCUUCGUCUUUUUGCCUGAGAUUACCAUUAAUGGAGGAAACGCAGAGAACCAGAUUCAAAAAAAUCUGUGUUUUUUGUGGAAGCCACUCUGGUCGGAGAGAAGUUUUCAGUCAGGCUGCCAUUGAACUUGGGAAUGAACUGGUGAAGAGGAAGAUAGACCUGGUCUACGGCGGAGGAAGCGUCGGUCUGAUGGGUCUGAUAUCACGGCGAGUCCAUGAAGGCGGUUGCCAUGUUCUCGGGGUCAUUCCAAAAGCUCUAAUGCCUGUUGAGAUAUCAGGUGAGACUGUUGGAGAAGUAAGAGUUGUAGCAGACAUGCACGAGCGCAAGGCUUCGAUGGCCCGAGAAGCUGAAGCAUUCAUCGCACUUCCCGGAGGUUAUGGAACUAUGGAGGAACUGCUGGAGAUGAUAACAUGGGCACAACUCGGUAUCCAUAAGAAGACGGUCGGUCUUUUGAACGUUGACGGGUACUACAACAGUUUGCUUGCGUUAUUUGACACCGGUGUUGAAGAAGGUUUUAUCGAGCCCGGUGCUCGUGAUAUCGUUCUUUCCGCCCCGACAGCCGAAGAACUCCUGGAGAAGAUGGAGCAAUAUACUCCUUCACACAAACAAGUUGCUCCUCAUGAAAGCUGGAAGACGGAAAACUCGGAGGAUAGCCAGAACACCAGAAGGCUCGAUGAGAUCGCGGGGCAGUAGCAGUAGUACCCGACGUGUCUUUUCGGGUUGAAACCUUUCGCACCAUUGAACCAAAUAAGCAAAAGCUUGGGACUUGCAGCAGCUGUAGAGUAGAGGGGUUAUUGUUAGCUCUUUUGCUUGGGCUGAACUGAGAGACAGAGGUGAGGUGGGUAUGUUUGUAUGCAACUCUUUUUGAGUUUCGAUGAACAAAAAACCUCUCUCCCUUGUUUUGUCCUAAACCUGCGGAAUGAAAGGGGGUCUGUCCAAAUUUCCGGACGAGGAAAGGCGAGGACUUUUAGUG